UGGGAGGGGAAUCCGGCCGCAUCCGAGCUCCGGGGACUGUGUGCCCGGCCUGGCGGGGCGCAUCGUGGAGCUGGUCCGUUCCUCAGCCCCGCAGCGCGACCAGAGGCCCGCCGGAGAAGUCGCAAAGGCUUCAAGAAGAAAGAGUGUGGCCCGGGGCGGGCGGAGUGGGAGGCGUCGAGGCCGCGGCCCGGAAGUGGUCGUGUCGGCGACGGCGGCGGCAGACGGAAAGGGCGACCCCGCUUCGUCCGCUCGGCGGCGACCCAGGCCUGCAGGACUCGGGGCGGCUGGGAGUGCAGUCUCUUCCCUUGGUCCCGUCGCCGGGCCGGAGACCCAGGUCGGCCCCGUCGGGCCCUGCGUGAGGCGUAGCUGCUCUUUGGUGUAAAUUGCAAUCGCUUAGGGAUCGUUUCUCAGGCUCAAGUUAGAAGUGAGAGUUCAGAUAAGUGAGGCCGCCAUUGCUGCUUUGAACACCUCAGAAGGGGAGAAUGGAUUUAUCAGGAGUGAAAAAGAAGAGCUUGCUAGGAGUCAAAGAAAAUAAUAAAAAGUCCAGCACUAGGGCUCCUUCUCCUACCAAACGUAAGGACCGUUCUGAUGAGAAGUCCAAGGAUCGUUCUAAAGAUAAGGGGGCCACCAAGGAGUCAAGCGAGAAGGACCGUGGCAGGGAUAAGGCUCGGAAGAGGCGCAGUGCUUCCAGUGGAAGCAGCAGCACCAGGUCUCGGUCCAGCUCCACCUCCAGCUCAGGCUCCAGCACUAGCACUGGCUCAAGCAGUGGCUCCAGCUCGUCCUCUGCAUCCAGCCGCUCAGGAAGCUCCAGCACAUCCCGCAGCUCCAGUUCCAGCAGCUCCUCUGGCUCCCCCAGCCCUUCUCGUCGCAGGCAUGACAACCGGCGCCGUUCCCGCUCUAAAUCCAAACCACCCAAAAGAGAUGAAAAAGAGAGGAAAAGGCGAAGCCCGUCCCCUAAACCCACCAAAGUGCACAUAGGGAGGCUUACCAGGAAUGUGACAAAGGAUCACAUCAUGGAGAUAUUUUCCACAUAUGGGAAAAUUAAAAUGAUUGACAUGCCUGUAGAAAGGAUGCAUCCUCAUCUGUCCAAAGGCUAUGCCUAUGUGGAAUUUGAGAAUCCAGAUGAAGCCGAGAAGGCGUUGAAACACAUGGAUGGAGGACAAAUUGAUGGCCAGGAGAUAACUGCUACUGCUGUGUUGGCCCCUUGGCCUAGGCCACCCCCUCGGCGAUUCAGCCCUCCCAGGAGAAUGCUGCCACCACCUCCUAUGUGGCGCAGGUCACCACCUCGGAUGAGGAGAAGGUCCCGCUCCCCGAGGCGCAGGUCCCCUGUGCGCAGGAGGUCCCGCUCUCCUGGCCGCCGCCGCCACAGAAGCCGAUCCAGCUCCAACUCCUCUCGAUAAACAGGGCCAUUGACCCUCACUCCCAUAACUUAUGUCCCACCCAUCCCAGUUUGUCCCUUCUCUGGCCAAAGGUGGAUCAGUAGGGAAGGAUCCCUCACCUGUGAGGCUUUAAAGGCAGCCGUUCAGACCUCUUUUUCUGUGGGUAGAUUCUGGCUGCAGAAGUACUUUUGAUUCAGGACUGUGCCCAUAAAGGUGCCCUAUAUAUAUAGUUCACUGGCUAGAAAGUUCUCCCAUCCUGAUCCCUGAGUCUGUUCAAUGGCAGAGCUAAGCAAGCCUUUCCAUAGGACAGCAGUCUUUCAACAGACCACCCGGUCAAGCCCUUGCUAAGCACCAUCUGCGGGAAAGGGACCAAGCUGCUGUUCUGUUAGGCCUGCUUGUGCCCCUGCUGAGCUUUCUUCAACCUCUAGGGUUCAACCUUGGAAGCUCCCAGAAAUGGUUCUGUCUAUCCAUGCCCUCACGCACACACCCCUGCCCUGUGUCUCCCUUUCCCUUGAAAUUGGUGAGCCAGCUCCACAAGAUAACCUAUUCCACCCCCAUUUCACCUGCCAUUCAUGAUGGCCUUGCAGGUUACCUUGGCAACAUGUACAUUGCUUUCUUUCAUUGUACAGUCAGUACUAUAAAUUUGAGUUUUGUAACUUUGUAGCGUUUUAGAUGAGGUUGUGUUUGUACUUCGUGUAGAGUAAAGAAACUGUUGAAUAAACAGGAUUAGAAUGCA
Jaculus jaculus (lesser Egyptian jerboa) is the source of this 2115-nucleotide messenger RNA. RefSeq names its product RNA binding protein with serine rich domain 1 (gene Rnps1). The coding region runs from base 483 to 1400 and encodes 305 amino acids. The record is from RefSeq and is a predicted model, not a curated record. The transcript has 8 exons. NCBI's taxonomy places the organism in Eukaryota, Metazoa, Chordata, Mammalia, Rodentia, Dipodidae. Gene Ontology annotation, molecular function: RNA binding. Gene Ontology annotation, biological process: mRNA splicing, via spliceosome. Gene Ontology annotation, cellular component: cytoplasm; nucleoplasm; ASAP complex.